UGCGCUACUCGUCACAAAAAUGACUCCAACUAGAAAGUGUGUACCAUGUUUGUACUACAGUGUUAGAAGUAGCACGACAUUAACAUGUGAAGUGAAACAACAACGAUUUCAUGAAUCCUAGACAUCUCGAACCUUAUAUAAACCGCCAAUUCUUAAUCAAAAUCCGAAACAUUCUCCGCUUCAUUUCUCAAACAACCCAAAACCUAACAAUGUCAACCCCAAACCCCAAUUCCUCAUCCUCACCCUCUCCAUCUCCACCGUUCGAUCCAAAACAGCCCUCAAUCCCAAUCUCAUACCCAAUCAAAACCCUUCAAGAACUCGAAUCACGCUCUUACUUCGAUUCUUUUCACUACCCUUUCAACAAAGCUUCAGUUCCAAUUUCAUCUUCAUCUUCUAAGUUACCUGAUAGACGUAGAUUGUUGGUUUGUCAUGAUAUGGCUGGUGGUUACUCAGAUGAUAAGUGGAUUCAAGGUGGUGAUAAUGUUAAUGCUUAUUCUAUUUGGCAUUGGCAUUUGAUUGAUGUUUUUGUUUACUUUUCUCAUGAUCUUGUUACUCUUCCUCCUGUUUGUUGGAUUAAUACCGCUCAUCGCCACGGUGUCAAGGUGUUGGGGACUUUCAUCACCGAAUGGGAUGAGGGAAAGGCUAACUGUGACGUACUGCUUUCAACAAAGGAGUCUGCACAAAUGUAUGCAGAACGUCUGGCAGAGCUUGCUGUUGAUUUAGGCUUCGACGGGUGGCUAAUAAACAUGGAAGUGGAGUUGGAUCCGGCACAAAUUUCUAACUUGAAAGAGUUUGUCGACCAUUUAUCAUCAACGAUGCAUUCUUCUGUGCCUGGAUCACAAGUGUUGUGGUAUGACAGUGUUACAAUUGAUGGUAAACUGAAUUGGCAAGAUCAACUAAACGAAUCUAAUAAGCCAUUCUUUGAUAUAUGUGAUGGAAUAUUUGUAAACUAUACAUGGAAGGAAGACUAUCCAAGGAUCUCUGCUGCUGUGGCCGGUGAUCGGAAGUUCGAUGUAUACAUGGGAAUCGAUGUAUUUGGAAGGAACACAUAUGGUGGUGGACAGUGGAAUGCAAAUGUUGCUCUUGAUGUAAUAAGAAAGAAUGACGUCUCUGCUGCAAUAUUUGCGCCUGGAUGGGUCUAUGAGACAAAGCAACCCCCAGAUUUUGAGACCGCUCAGAAUAGUUGGUGGGGCCUUGUGGAGAAAUCAUGGGGAAUACUGCGAAACUUUAGUGGACCACUACCGUUAUAUACAAACUUUGAUCAGGGGCGUGGUUAUCAUAUUUCAGUUGAUGGAAACAGUGUAUCGGAUGCUACAUGGUGCAACAUUUCUUGCCAAGGCUUUCAGCCACUCCUUGAGCUUGCCGAUCCUACAAAUUCUAUUCAAGUUACUAUAGAUUUGAAGGAAGCAUCAUUUAGUGGAGGGGGGAACAUUACAUUUAAAGGAUCUCUUGAAAAGCAAACUUACUUUGAGAGGAAAAUCCUUCAAGGAGAGUUUCUCUUGGGCGAGGAUCCUAUCCACUUUAUUUAUUCUGUGAAAUGUAAUGGCAAUUCUUCAUUAGGACUAAAGCUUGUGUUCACUUCCAACAACGACGAAAAAAAUUAUGUACUUCUCACAUCCGGGGAAGUGAAUGAUCUCUCAAGUAAAUUCAACAAAGUAAUCACGACACGUGAACACAAGGGAUUUUCCCAUGGAUGGGUUAUAAACGAAAGUGCAAUUGCAAUGAACGAAUACACUUUAAACGAAAUCCAUGCAGUGUGCUACAGAUCAAAUUCCUCAUUAUCAGAUUGCACAGACUGUACCGUGGCUUCUCCAUCAGAUUAUUAUGCACUUCUUGGUCAUGUCACAAUCAAGAAUUCCGACUAUAAGUCAGAUUUUCCUGUUUCCUCUUCCUGGCUAGUUGACGGUAAAUAUAUAAAAUGGACAUCAGGGUCCAAUGGUUCAAAAACACUUAACAUUAAAAUUUCAUGGACACUGAAAGAUGGGAAAAACUAUCUCUCUCUGAAGUACAACAUUUAUUUGGUGAAAUUAUCAAAACAAGCAGGUGGUAAUCCAGGUACAACUUUAGAACUGGUGAAGGAGUACCUUGGAGUAGCACAAGUAAACUGCUUUUAUGUUUCUGAUCUCGAAGUUCCUUCAGAUACUUCUAGUCUCAAGUUUAUAAUACAGGUUUGUAGUGUUGAUGGGACAAUUCAGGCAUUGGAUGAGUCUCCAUAUUAUCAAUUGGAGGUUGAAGGUCCCUAAAUUGUAAUUAGAAUGUAACAUUGUUUCUGCUAUUAAGGAUCUAUUUUAGAUCUGGACUUGGCAGAUAUAUAUUAGGCUUAUGAUGCAGCAAGUAAUAAAGCUUAUCUUUGCAGCUUAUACCUAAUAAAAAUGUUUCUAUCUUUUUUUGGUGAAAGUAUAAAAAUGCUUCUUAUCUGA
Messenger RNA from Medicago truncatula (barrel medic), 2420 nucleotides. Its product is annotated as cytosolic endo-beta-N-acetylglucosaminidase 1. Gene Ontology annotation, biological process: protein deglycosylation. The record is from RefSeq and is a predicted model, not a curated record. NCBI's taxonomy places the organism in Eukaryota, Viridiplantae, Streptophyta, Magnoliopsida, Fabales, Fabaceae. Gene Ontology annotation, cellular component: cytoplasm. The coding region runs from base 111 to 2243 and encodes 710 amino acids. Gene Ontology annotation, molecular function: mannosyl-glycoprotein endo-beta-N-acetylglucosaminidase activity. The transcript has 11 exons.